Molecule: messenger RNA, 1155 nt
Organism: Penicillium diatomitis
Lineage: Eukaryota; Fungi; Ascomycota; Eurotiomycetes; Eurotiales; Aspergillaceae
Product: cytochrome and DOMON domain-containing protein
Exons: 1
Coding region: 1-1155 (384 amino acids)
Source: RefSeq, a predicted model, not a curated record
AUGCCCAAGAGAGACUUUCUCGCCCUGUUCUCCUCAUUCUCAUGGGUUCUGCAUACCCAGGCCCAAUAUCAGGGCUUUGCCCCCUUCAAGCAUGACGAGCUCACGUAUACAAUCCGAGUUCCUGAAAGCACCGCCCAUUCAGGUGAUGGUCCCCUCUAUUUCCAAAUGAAUACAUCUCGACCAAUCGAAUGGUUUGCUCUGGGACAAGGAGCAGCGAUGCACGACUCUCGCAUGUUCGUGGUGUAUACCUCGGGGGACAAUGUAACGCUUUCUCCCCGAGCAGGCAAAGGCCACUAUGAACCGCUGUAUGACAAGACUCUCCGUGCCUCGCUCAUCAGUGGAACCGGAGUCCAUGAUGGUACCCUCACUGCCAAUGUCCGGUGUGACAAUUGCAAACUUUCGCCGAGUCGCGCCACCAAUCUCAAUUACGCGUUCAGUCCUUGGAUCUGGGCAAUCAAGUUCGGUGCAUCGUUGGGCACACUAAGCUUGACGGCCAAGAUUGCCGAGCACGAUGCUUUUGGUGUCUUUUAUGUCAAUCUCACCAAGGCCACGGGCCCCGACAACGACAACCCACUGUUGAAUAUUGAUCGAAGAUCCAUCACCAAGGCGUGGACUCAACCCUUUGAUCACAAUGGCUUUGAUCGGAAAAGAACUGCCCAUGCAGUACUGAUGACGCUGGCGUUCGUCCUCUUCUUCCCACUUGCCGCGCUAACACUUCACCUUCUCAAAUCGCCCCAGACAGUGAGAAUCCAUGCCUCGAUCCAACUGUUCACCUUGGCAAUGACAGUCGCUGGAUUCGGACUGGGAGUCUCCAUGGCCAAGGAUGUUCAUAUUCUCAAACAUCAUCAUGCCAUCGUCGGCUUUGUGGUCGUCUGCUGCCUCGUGCUCUUCCAGCCUCUGAUGGGCCUAUUGCAACAUCGCCACUUCAAGAAAAGCGGAGGCAAGGGUCCCUUUGCCUAUUUUCAUCGAUGGCUCGGGCGAGCCAUGAUCAUCCUGGGAGUGAUUAAUGUAGGGCUAGGCUUUGAGUUGACAGGUAUCGGGUCUUCUGCUGUACCCAGGGGAGCGGUCAUUGCAUAUGGGACUGUCGCCGGGGUGCUGGGGCUGAUGUACAUAGUGGUCAUUGUCGGGAAGGCAGCACGCCGAGGCUGCUCUUAG